CUUAAAAGUAAUAUUUAAUCGCCGUCUAAUUAUAUCAAUCCUCGGAGACAAUCAACGAAAGUGAAGGCACGUGUUAUUGGAAUUUGAUAUCUGAAUUAAAUUUAAUUAAAAUUUGAAAGAAUCAAGAUGGCCGACAGACUCAAUGACAGCGGAUCGCAAUUCAUUCAAUUAAACGUGCUGGACCGAUAUAAUUUUCUCAUUCGCUUUCUGGUUUUGAAAACAAAUCCCUUGCUCGGCCUUAUGGACACCUUUUGCUGCGUUAGCGGCAAUAAGCGGCGCCUAGUGCGGUUCCUCUACCACGGACUUCCGGUACGCGCCGAAGACUCGCCAGCGUCGUUAGAGAUGAACGAUGGCGAUACCAUUGAGGUGCACAAACCUCAAGUUGGCGGCGGGUCUGUUUAAAUAUCUUCCAACUAUUAUAUAUGCACAACAGACAAAAUAAAAAAAUAAUAGUAUCAGUUUUGGAUUUGGAGAAUACCGAUAUUCUGCAGUCUUAGAAGAAGACAUUUAAAUUGAAUUCGUCCCCAAAGAGUGUAGAAGCGCUUAAUUUAUUUCAAAGACGGAUGACGAAGAGCUGAUACUGAAUUUUGUAUACCCUACCUGAAAAAUAUAACACCCAAAAGG
Scaptodrosophila lebanonensis is the source of this 624-nucleotide messenger RNA. RefSeq names its product ubiquitin-like protein SMT3. The coding region runs from base 127 to 402 and encodes 91 amino acids. The record is from RefSeq and is a predicted model, not a curated record. Gene Ontology annotation, cellular component: nucleus. NCBI's taxonomy places the organism in Eukaryota, Metazoa, Arthropoda, Insecta, Diptera, Drosophilidae. Gene Ontology annotation, biological process: protein sumoylation. Gene Ontology annotation, molecular function: protein tag activity; ubiquitin-like protein ligase binding. The transcript is spliced from 2 exons.